AAGUUGUGGAGCGUCUGAUAAUAAUAUUCAGAAAUGUUCACGCAAUGGCCAAACACUACCGGCCAUUUACCGACUUGGUUUGGAUGGCAUCACUUGACGAAGCUAAAGGGCUAGAUGUCGGCUCGACUUACAGGAACGACAAAUCUGCGCAAGUUUUCACUAGCUUCAUUGCAGAAGUGAGUUUAUUUAUCAAUAUUUAAUUAUUCAUGUGAUUGUCCUUUUAACUUUAAUUAAAAAAAUUUUUUAAAUGAUAACUGGCACAUAAUCAGGGCACAUAAUUUAUGAAUGAUCGAAAUAAAUUUAUAUCAAUAAUCAUGCGUUAGCCUUAAGUUAGGCCUAUAAGUCGGGGAGUUAUUAAGCAUGAGAGACGGAGGAAGGGUUGGAGUGGGGAAAGAAAGAGAGAGAGAGAGAGCCCAGAGGGAGAAAGGAAAGUAGGAACGAUGAAGCAGAGUAAAGGCGAGAAAGGUCAGAGAGAGAGAGAGACACGUGAAAAUAAAGAGGAAUUAAAAAAGGGAGAGAGCAGAGUGAAGAAGAUGAGGAGGAAGAAACAGUGCGUCGGAAAAUAGAAAGGAAGGAGGGGAAUGACCCGAGCUGUGAGAAAGAAGCAAGGGUGGAGAAAUCAAAACAUUUAUUUAAUUACUUAUUAUUUACAGUAGUAUAUUAAGUAUUGCACAUCCAAGAAGUUAAAGAUUAAUUGACAGGCGUACCAAGUUAUGUUUUUCUUUUAUUUAAUAACAUUGUACUUUGUUACAUUAUUUUGAAGCUUUGGUUAUUGAAAUGACCUGAGUAAUUUUAUGUUUCAGAAUCACACUUCCGAUUAUUACCAACAUUACAUAACUUGAUGUUUUCUUCUUUAAAUUGGCAAUACUAGUAUUUCUAUUAAAGACCCAUGUAGUUGUCAAAUUAUGUUUGAUUGAUUACAACUCCGAAAUUUCAUCAGAUUUUUUAAAGACCCACCUGCGUGGAUUGGUUCUGUUUCUAUCAUUUUUGUCCCUCUAUUAUUAAAGCCAUAAAAUCCCAGACUAGACUUCCUCUUUAACUAAAUUUGUGACUGUGUGUAUGAACCAUAAGGUUUUGUUUUUUUGUUUUUCAGGUUGAGCGAAGGGAGAUGUUGAAGCGUGUUCAACGCUCCAAGUUCAUUUCAAUUAUCAGUGAUGGAACUACUGAUGCGUCAGUGACUGAGGAUGAAAUCGUCUUCCUUCGGCAUGCGUGUAAUGGCUCAGUUUACACUGAGUUUGUGGCAGUUGUGGGAGUAGUCACUGCUGAUGCCAAAUCCAUCACCGAUGCCAUUCUUCAUUCACUUGCUGAGAGACUCGAACUGGAUACUGCUUCUAUUAGCCGAAAACUGGUAGGUUUCGGAUCGGAUGGGGCAGCAGUGAUGUUGGGGAAAAGAGGAGGAGUGGUUUCUCAUCUGAGAGAACUCAGUCCAGCCCUUCAAGCGGUACACUGUACUGCCCAUAGGCUCGAACUGGCGUUCAAAGAUGCAGUCAAGAACGUUGCUCUCUGCAAGACUGUCAACUUGCUUCUUCUCAACUUGUAUUUGUUCUACAAGAACAGCUCGAAGAACAGAAGCUCUCUCAAACAGGCAGCAGAAGCUGAGGGAGAUCCAAAGCUAUUCCCAACAAGGGUUGGAGGGACACGUUGGUUACCUCACCUGCAACGGGCUUUGGGGAAUUUCCUCAGGGGAUACCGUGCCAUCACAACUCAACUGCAACAGCUUCAAGCACAACCAGGAGUAUCAGUAGAUGCCAGAGCGAAGAGCAAAGGGUUCUUGAAGCAGAUGAAACGGAAAGACGUAGUUCUUUUUGCUCACUUCAUGCUCGAUGUUGUGACAGUCCUCUCCAAAGUGUCACUGACAGCACAGCGGUCAGAGUCCACUGUUCCUGAAGUGGCUAGAUCCAUAGACAUGGCAUUAACGACCCUCAAGAAAUACAGGAGCAAGUAAGCAUCAAAUUUAAUGUUAUUGUAUAUCAUGAUAAUUAACUACUAGUUCAGGCCUGUACUAGUUGGAUAAAUUCUUUUAUUAAAAUAUUUAUUUCAU
Messenger RNA from Strongylocentrotus purpuratus (purple sea urchin), 2041 nucleotides. Its product is annotated as zinc finger protein 862-like. The transcript has 2 exons. The record is from RefSeq and is a predicted model, not a curated record. NCBI's taxonomy places the organism in Eukaryota, Metazoa, Echinodermata, Echinoidea, Camarodonta, Strongylocentrotidae. Bases 1109 to 1945 code for a protein of 278 amino acids.